This is a messenger RNA of Oryzias latipes (Japanese medaka), 2901 nucleotides long. RefSeq names its product cysteine-rich secretory protein LCCL domain containing 1a (gene crispld1a). The record is from RefSeq and is a predicted model, not a curated record. Lineage: Eukaryota; Metazoa; Chordata; Actinopteri; Beloniformes; Adrianichthyidae. Gene Ontology annotation, cellular component: extracellular region.
ACAAUUUAAAGCGGUUGCAAGCCUAUACAAUGUGGGAUUCACGCGUCAUGACGCACGCGCCGAAGUUUUGGAACAAACGGGAGGGCUCCGCAGGGGCGUGGUCAGGGGCGGGACUUUUCUGGCCCGGUUAAAGACGAGAAUAAAAUGUGGAUAAAUGGUGCUUUAGCUACUUGGGUGCAGAAAACUCCCAAAGAGGAAAGAGCGAUUUUAGUUUCAACCAAGUGCAGAAAACACAUAAUUUCUGGGGUUGUUUUUUUUUUUUUUUUUUUAAUAUUUUCUUACAUUUUUUGUCAGAAAGAGUGAGUCCAGCUGCACCUGAGCUGCGCGACUUGGAAGCUGGUUUCUUUCCUCUCUGUCUGUCUGCGUAAGUUUUCCUCACAGCAGGAUCUCUCUGAGGACUCCAAGAAGCGGGCACCAUUCCAUUUCAUUAAAGGCUCGUUCCAGCAGCCCGUGCCAGCGCGCGCCUGCAUACCACAAAGUUCAAGAUGAGACAAGUAUCCGCACAGAGAGACAUCUGCCUGCUGCUCGUCCUCCACACUUGCACGGCUAUGGUGAUGCUCCCAAACUCCACCGGCUGGGAGAAGAUUUUGGACAAAUAUCUGGAUGAGGAUGGUGACUGGUGGGAGGCCAAACAGAGGGGCAAGAGAGCCAUUACUGACAGUGAUGCUCAGCUCAUCUUGGACCUUCACAACAAGCUCAGAGGGCAGGUUUACCCUCCUGCUUCAAACAUGGAGUACAUGAUGUGGGACACAGAGCUGGAACGCUCAGCAGAGGAGUGGGCAGAAACCUGCCUGUGGGAGCACGGUCCUGCCAGCUUACUGCCACAGAUUGGGCAGAAUCUGGGCGCACACUGGGGAAGAUAUCAGCCACCUACGUUCCAUGUUCAGGCUUGGUACGACGAGGUGAAAGACUACUCCUUCCCUUAUCCUCAGGAGUGUAACCCCUACUGUCCCUUCAGAUGCUCUGGCCCUGUUUGUACACAUUACACACAGCUGGUUUGGGCCACCAGCAGCCGCAUCGGUUGUGCUAUAAACCUUUGCCACAACAUGGAUGUCUGGGGACAGAUUUGGGCCAAAGCUGUGUAUCUUGUUUGCAACUAUUCACCAAAAGGAAACUGGUGGGGCCACGCACCCUACAAACAUGGGACCCCAUGCUCUGCCUGUCCUCCUAGCUAUGGAGGAGGAUGCAGGGACAAUCUCUGCUACAAAGAUGAUAGACCCUACUCAGAGAAUAACUUCAUUGAGCCAGAAUCUCCUCUUUCUGUAAACCCCUGGUCCCGGGCCUCCAACCCUGCGCCUCCCGGUCUCCCAACCCCAACCCGGGCCCCCUCCAACGCUCCCAUAGAGGACCUGCAGAAGAAUGAAGUGGUCAACACACAGCAGAUGUCUCAGCUAGUGGCCUGUGGCACAAAACUGCGGGAUCAGUGUAAAGGAACGCCAUGCAAUAGGUAUGAGUGUCCAGCUGGAUGCCUGGAUGCAACAGGAAAGGUCGUUGGGACGGUAUACUAUGAAAUGCACUCAAGUGUGUGCAGAGCAGGCCUGCACGCUGGUGUCAUUGAUAAUGAAGGCGGUUGGUUGGAUGUCACCAGGCAAGGCAGAAAGGACUUUUUCAUCCAAUCUAACAAGAACAGUGUCCAGUCUCUGGGGAAAUAUCAAAGUGCUAAUUCCUUCACUGUUUCUAAAGUGGCAGUAAAAGCCAUCACAUGUGAGACAACAGUUGCACAGUUGUGUCCAUAUGAAAAGCCUGCAACACAUUGUCCAAGGUUGUAUUGUCCAAGAAACUGUUUAGAGGAAAAUCCUCGCAUCUCCAGAGUAAUUGGAACCAAAAUAUACUCUGAUAAAUCCAGUAUAUGCCGAGCUGCAGUCCACGCCGGAGUGAUUAGAAACCAUUCAGGGGGCUACAUCGAUGUGAUGCCCAUGGAGAAGCGCAGACACUACACUGCCUCAAACCAAAACGGCAUUUUCUCAGAGAGCCUUCAAAACCCUCCUGGAGGUAGGGCGUUUAGGGUCUUCGCUGUGAUUUGAGCACCACGGAAGGCGGUUUUACCAAGACACACUUGAGGUUCUUUAAUGAUGAUCAAGCCUUGUCAAAAUUUAGAAAUAUUUCUGGCUCUGCCACACUUUACAGAUUAUAAAUUGUUACAAUAAACCAACAAGCCAGCCAUCCGAACCUUUCUGGCUCUGAUGCGUAUUUCUGCUUUAGAAGGAUUUUGAAUUUAAAAAAACCUCUAAAUUCUGCUGUAUAUGUACAUGUGUAUAGUUGUUAAAAGUUUAUCAUUUUGUAAUAGGGCCUUGUAAUUUUUGUGUACGUUUAAUAAUCCAACAGAAAAUCUACUUUGUAAUGGGACUCAAGAAAGAAUUUCAUUUUCAUCAAGUCUGGCACAUUUUUCAGUGGUGCUCUGGAGCCAUCUCUUGCCAUACAUUGUACUUUUUAUUUUGGAUGGCUGAAAAUUGUUAUGCAUUUUUAUAUGAUCAAGCUUCAUAUCAAUACGAAUUUGCAAAGAAUGCUGCUAUAUUUGUGUGUUUUAAUCUUUCCAGUGCGGUAGAAUUUUGUAUGUAUUUUAAAAGAAAUGUGUGUUUGAGCUAAAACUGCCUGCAGGACAGGAAAGUACAGUUGUCAUCCACUAGUUCAAACAUUUUUUACUGUUCAUGGUUGUUUUUAUUUGAAGUGAUAAAUACAAUCCUCUAUUAAAAUUGAUCAAGAAAUGACAUGCAAUAUUUUGUACACUGUAUAUAUUUCUCUUUUUCCACAUCUACAGUGUUUGUUUAAAGCAGUAAUCUUUAUCUUGACACUAUCACUGUAUCAGUCUUUUUUUCUGUAAAUAUAUCAGUUAAAUUUUUCAUCCUUGGUUUGUAAGGAAAGUUGCAUUUCCAAUAAAAUUAAAAAAAGAAGUACUUCAAA